Messenger RNA from Anoplophora glabripennis (Asian longhorned beetle), 855 nucleotides. RefSeq names its product myb/SANT-like DNA-binding domain-containing protein 3. The coding region runs from base 32 to 766 and encodes 244 amino acids. Lineage: Eukaryota; Metazoa; Arthropoda; Insecta; Coleoptera; Cerambycidae. The record is from RefSeq and is a predicted model, not a curated record. The transcript has 2 exons.
UUUGUGUUUAUCGUACUGAAACAUAUAUAAUAUGGACCAAAGUAAUGAAGACCGAUCGUGUCAACAUUAUUCCGAAAAUGAAAGAAUGACUUUAGCGCAGUUAGUGGCAGGCAAAAAACAUAUAGUUGAAAAUAAAAAGAGUGAUUCUACAACUAUAAAAGAAAAAAAUGUUGCUUGGCAAGAGAUUACAAAUGCUUACAAUAGCAUAGGAUUUACGCAGAGAAACACGAAGCAGCUAAAGAAAUGUUGGGAUAAUAUGAAACAAAGAAAACGCAAAAUUUCUACAGAAAUGAGACACGAGAGGUUAUUAACUGGAGGUGGACCUCCUAUGAAAAAAUCAGUAGACCCAGUGUUAGAAUUUGUUGACAUCAUAGCACCAAAUGCAGAUGUCCAACUGGAAUGUUCAUGGGAUAGUACUAGUGUAUUUGAAGCUAAAAAUCUAAUGUCAUGUGUUGAACCAAAUACAAAAAGUAAUACUGCUAAUAAAGAAAAUAUUGAUGAGAUUCAGAUAACAAAUAUAAGACAUAAUGAUACACCACCUACCACAUCAUCGACACCUACUAGAAAAAUUGAAAAAGUAAAGAGAUUACAAAAAUCUUGUCAACGUUGUGUAUGUGAAGAAGAAACCAAGUUAAGGAUUCAAAAGUUAAAAGAAUCUAUCGAACAGCAAAGGGAACUGCACGAAAAGCGCAUGAAAGUGGCUGAGGAAGAAGUCAAAUUAGCUAUUCUCAAAACACUUCUUGCAGAACACAAUGUUCAGAAUUAAUUUGUUACAUAAAUAAUUCUUUUGUGGUAUACCAAGUUUUUGUUUCCGUUUAUUUUUGUAGUUACAAAUAAUAUAUUUUUACUUAUCUU